GCCUCAGCUGCAGUGCUGAUUUGACUUUUGGCCCAGGAACUUCCAUAUGGCCAGGUGCCGCUGUAAAAAGAAAAAAACAGGGAACAAUUGCUCUUUCAUUGUGACUGCCAACAUGUCACCCAGACUCAGGAAGACCUGGAAACUUAGGGGCCAUGUGAGCCACGACCAUGGUAGCAUUGGCAAACACCAGAAGCACUCAGGAGGCCCCGGUAAUGCUGGUGGCAUGCACCACCACAGAAUCAGCUUCAGCAAAUAUCACCCAGGAUACUUUGGGAAAAUUGGUUUGAGGCAUUACCACUUAAAGAGGAACCAGAGCUUCUGCCCAACUGUCAACUUUGAUAACUUGUGGACCUUGGUCAGUGAGCAGACACAGUUAAAUGCUGCCAAGAACAAGACUGGAGCUGCUCCUGUCAUUGAUGUGGUCCUAUUGGGCUGCUACAAAAGUCUGGGGAAGGGAAAGCUCCCAAAGCAAUCUGUCAUCGUGAAGGCCAAGUUCUUCAGCAGAAGAGCUGAAGAGAAGGUUAAGGGUGUGAGUGGUGUGAGUGGGGCCUGUGUCCUGGUAGCUUGAAGCCACGUGGUGGGAGAUUUCAAUAAAUGUUAACAAGUGGGGGAGUUCCCAUCAUGGC
Molecule: messenger RNA, 626 nt
Organism: Phacochoerus africanus (Common warthog)
Lineage: Eukaryota; Metazoa; Chordata; Mammalia; Artiodactyla; Suidae
Product: 60S ribosomal protein L27a-like
Exons: 1
Coding region: 47-568 (173 amino acids)
Cellular component (GO): cytosolic large ribosomal subunit
Molecular function (GO): structural constituent of ribosome
Source: RefSeq, a predicted model, not a curated record